AUGAAUCCAAAGUAUCAGGCUCGUUUGUUUAGUGCCAGUAGGGUUGGUAUAUCGCGUAGCGCUGGCAUAUCGAGCUCGAGCACAUGCAUGUACGAAGAAAUGAACUCGUUUCAUUCGCGAAGGGCCUAUUUUGUCGAAGGGCGAAAUAAAACGUUAGCAGGUGAGCGAUGGAGCGAGGAAGCGACGAAGUUAGCAAUCAAAGCCAGAACUGAAAAUGAAACAAACCAAAUGAUGAGCGGAAGACCGGGAAAACGUCGGUCUCAGCGAAAUGUGAAGAUUGAAAUGCCCUCCGGCGAGAACGGAGUUCGAGGUCCCGGAGGGACUUGA
Messenger RNA from Ambispora leptoticha, 327 nucleotides. Lineage: Eukaryota; Fungi; Glomeromycota; Glomeromycetes; Archaeosporales; Ambisporaceae. The record is from the annotation of a GenBank genome assembly.